CAAGAACCCAAGAUGAACAACAGCAGAGAAGAUGAAGAGCAUGGUAAACUCUUCCCCAACGGAGAGGAGAAUGUAACAUCUCAAACGCCCCUCCUCGGCUCUAAAAGAGCACAGGACAAUAUGGGCAGGAUCAUGAGUACCAAUUUCAGUGCGCUGACAGCUGGAUUCAAUGACGCCGCUCUAGGAGUCCUGAUCCCUUAUAUCCAACUGACCUACCACGUCGGCCUGCUUCAGGUCUCUAUGAUCUACCUCGUCAACUUCAUAGGGUGGCAACUGGCCUCCUUCACCAACAUCCACAUUUGCUCACAUAUCGGCACCGGCGGCACCCUGGUCGUUGGAGCCACCAUCCAAUGUAUCGGCUAUGCGCUAAUGUUCUGGGCCCCCCCGUUCCCCCUCUUUGCAGCCGCCUUCUUCUUCACGGGCUGCGGCGUGGCCCUACAGGAUGCGCAAAUGAACACCUACACGAUCACUGUGCAAGACGCCCACCGGUGGCUCGGGAUAUUGCACGCGGUGUACGGGGUCGGCACGAUCCUGGCUCCAUUGAUCGCCAACACCAUCGCGGCGCGCACUCCGUACUGGCAGCACUACUACCUCGUCACGAUGGUGGUCGGCGCCGUGAAUCUCUCGUUUCUGGCUUGGACGUUCCGACAGGGCCUGUUCCAACCCAAUAACAGCAGUGCCAAAGGCAGCGCCGCUCGCGACCUUAGAGCGACGUUGGCAAACCGGGCAGUUUGGAUUCUAAACGGUUUCUUCUUUUUGUAUGUGGGCGCGGAGGUCACGGCGGGUGGAUGGCUUGUCCAAUUUCUCGUUUCAGUGAGACAUGGUGAUCCCGAGAAAGUGGGUUAUAUAGCAUCUGCGUUCUGGGCUGGCUUUACCAUUGGACGAGUGGCUUUGGCAGAUGUCACGCACAAGUUUGGCGAACGACGGAUGGUUUUCGUCUAUAUGACAUUGGCUAUCGCUCUACAGUUGGUAUUUUGGCUAGUGUCUAGCAUGACGGUCAAUGCUAUUACGGUGUGCUUCCUGGGGUUUUUCAUCGGGCCAUGCUAUCCGGUCGGACUUUACAUUCUUACCAAGGUGAUACCACAAGACCUGCACGUGGGAGCCAUGGGUUUUACUGCGAGUUUUGGACAGGCAGGAUCUGCCGCUUUCCCAUUCAUGACGGGCGCCAUAGCCUCGCGAGCUGGAGUCCAAGUCCUGCAGCCGAUCAUGGUGGGGUUGCUUGUUGGAGUUGUCGCCUUCUGGUCCUUGGUUCCUAGACACAGUUCGAGGAGUGCUUGA
This is a messenger RNA of Aspergillus uvarum CBS 121591, 1278 nucleotides long. RefSeq names its product putative MFS transporter. Lineage: Eukaryota; Fungi; Ascomycota; Eurotiomycetes; Eurotiales; Aspergillaceae. Gene Ontology annotation, biological process: transmembrane transport. The coding region runs from base 13 to 1278 and encodes 421 amino acids. Gene Ontology annotation, cellular component: membrane. Gene Ontology annotation, molecular function: transmembrane transporter activity. The transcript has 5 exons. The record is from RefSeq and is a predicted model, not a curated record.